CCUCCCCAAAAUCUCGUCACGGUAAAACUGCAGCUUCUGGAAAUUAAGAAGAAAAUAUUAACACUCCUGAACAUCUUCGCAGUAUACCCAAGUAGUGCAAAUGAGUUUGAGGCGCCUCACUUUAUGAAAUGUUGCUUUAGAUACUCCAUUGCAUUCUUCACCCUCAGUGUAAAACCCCUUCGCUUGCCUCCUGAAGCCCCGUUGCUUUCUGAGCUGGAAGAAUAGAUAGAAACAAUAACGAUCACAUUCCAAUGUGUACGCUGUUUGUGCACGUAAUUUAUUACGCAACGCAAUGAAUUCUCAAGAUGAAGUCAAAGAAAAGACCUCUUCAACAGAGAAUGGGCAGAACAGUGCUUCUGAAGUGAUUGCAUUUGUUGUUGGCGAAAAUGGGCAGCUUCUGUCUGUGCAAGAGGAGGCAGCAGCAGUUGAAAAGAAAGAUGAAAGUCAAACCCCAGAAGAAGAGUUAUAUAGCCCUGAAAGCAAUUCUGGAGUUGCUUCAACAUGUGACAUCUGUGGCAAAUCAUAUAAGUAUCUGCGGAGUUUUGUGAAGCACAGAGAAGAGCAUUACACCCAAGGAGAUUUAUCUUCACAUGACCUCCAAGUGGAUAAGUUGAAAGCAAAACUCCCUCCAGGCCGAUUUAGAAAUCAUAGAUUGAGUCUAACACCAAAACCACGAUUUCAGAGCUCACCAACUCAGCAGUCCGGAAGAAAAAUAGGAGAGAAUGUGCAUCUUUAUACUUGCAGCAUCUGUGGCAAGUGUUACAAAUACAAGUCCAGUUUUCAGAAGCACAUGGAGGAGCAUAAACAUUUAGGGAUGUAUCCAGAGUUGCCUAUGGAGGACCUGGAAAGUCCAGAAGGUUCGGAGGUGCAGUCACAAAUUAUGGAUUGUCUGGAUGCAUCAAUGGAAGAUGAUGAAAUUUCUGUGGAAAAAAAUAAUUUGAAGGAGACGAAAGAUGUUUCAGACAUCUCCUUUUCAACUCCUGAAACACCUAAGGUGGAUGAGAAAAGUAUGAAGCCAGACAAGCUAAAGCCUUCAACUGAAAGUGAAGGUGACAGCGUCAAAGAUCUUGUUCCUUUGGAUGCAAUGACGGCAGAUCUUGAAGAAGAAACAGAGUCUGCCAGUACGUGUACUGCACCUGAUUCAGCUGGGUCACCGAGGUCACCAGUGCCACCAAGCGAUGGAGAUUCAGAAUUUACCGGCAUAUUUACUUGCAACAUACCUCUAUGUGCGAAAACAUUUCAAGUGAGAUCUGCAUUGCUGAUACACAAGAAAGAACAUCGAAUUACAGCAAAAAACAACACAAGAAAAUUGCUCCAGGCUCUAGAAGCUACAGAUCUGACUUGCCCAAUCUGUGGAGCGGUAUUCUUGCGUAAGGGGAAUCUGUCUGAUCACAUCCUUUAUGUUCAUGAAAAGUACCGGCCACAUUCCUGUAAACAUUGUGAUCGUCAAUUUGCCAGACCAUCAGAAGUGCUAAGACACGUCAAAAGAAGCCACCCAGAUAAAGUUGCUUCCCUAGAAGCAAGUGUAAUCAUAAAUGGAAAUUCCGAGGAAAGCCUGCUAUUCAGCAGUUUUUGUGAAAAGCCUGAGGCAGACUUAUGUAGUGCUGACUACGAGCAGUCAAAUACACCCGAUACUCCUGGAGACACAAACGAUGAACUGGUUAAUCGAAACUCCUCCAGUGAGAUGUUCAGCAAAGUACGAAAUUCAAGUCAAACAACAGAUCUGGAUGAGCAUCACAGUAAGCACCCUCUAAGCACAUCACAUCACCAAGAGCCUGUAGCUGAGAUUCACGAGUCGGAGGAAUCUGAUUGCUUAUCAAUGAUACAGAUUAGCAACGUUACCUCCUUAGUGAUGUCACCUACUGAAUUCCUUUUAUUUCCAGAAAACAAAGGUACCAUGGUAAAGGAUGAAAAGGAUAUCACUUUAUCAUCUACACCAAAGCAUGGAAAUACAAAAAGGUUUACCUGCAAAAUAUGUGGCAAAGAGCACAGAAUUUAUUCCAGUUUUUUAAAACACAAGCUCCUGCACACAGGAGCCAAAAGUAUAUGUUUAAUUUGCAGAAGAAGCUUCUUGGAGCCACGGGCCCUCGAUGAGCACAUCAGACUUGUUCAUUCCCAGAGGUUUAAAUACAAGUGCACAUUGUGUGAAAUGAGCUUUAGCAAGCAUCUACCAUUUUCUAAACACAUUCUUAUGGCCCAUUGUGAUUUAAAGAAAAUGAAGUGUCAUAUAUGCAAAAAGAAGUAUAAAACAGCCCAACAUUUACAAAGGCAUGUCAGAAAAAAUCAUAGUAAUGGACAGAAGAAGUAAUUCCAUACUUGGCAUGUGACUGGUUCAUUCACAACUUGCUGAUGAGCUGAGCCAUCUUAAGAUCUGAUUUACUACAAGUCAGCAUUUCAAUGAGGGGAGGUUUUUUUUUUUUUGUCAAGUUUGUGAAUAAAUGGGACUGCGUUCAAACUUG
This is a messenger RNA of Polypterus senegalus (gray bichir), 2459 nucleotides long. RefSeq names its product zinc finger and BTB domain-containing protein 41-like. The record is from RefSeq and is a predicted model, not a curated record. Gene Ontology annotation, molecular function: RNA polymerase II transcription regulatory region sequence-specific DNA binding; DNA-binding transcription factor activity, RNA polymerase II-specific. NCBI's taxonomy places the organism in Eukaryota, Metazoa, Chordata, Cladistia, Polypteriformes, Polypteridae. Gene Ontology annotation, cellular component: nucleus. The coding region runs from base 293 to 2308 and encodes 671 amino acids. Gene Ontology annotation, biological process: regulation of transcription by RNA polymerase II. The transcript has 22 exons.